Messenger RNA from Pteronotus mesoamericanus, 1750 nucleotides. RefSeq names its product chromosome unknown C5orf22 homolog (gene CUNH5orf22). Bases 97 to 1428 code for a protein of 443 amino acids. The record is from RefSeq and is a predicted model, not a curated record. The transcript is spliced from 9 exons. Lineage: Eukaryota; Metazoa; Chordata; Mammalia; Chiroptera; Mormoopidae.
GUGGUUGCACUCGGGCGGUAGGAGUUGACUCUCUGUCCUUAGCAGGUCCUCGGCCAGCGUCUCGGUCUCACUGCGAGACAGCCGAGCCGCGGCAACAUGAGCGACUCCGCGGGAGAAAGUGCUGGCCUCCGGCGCUACCCCGAUCUCCCGGUGUGGGUGGUGGAGGAUCAUCAGGAGGUUCUGCCUUUUAUAUACCGAGCCAUUGGUUCAAAACACCUUCCUGACAGUAAUAUACGUUUUGUGCAUUUUGAUUCACAUCCAGAUCUCCUUAUUCCUGUGAAUAUGCCAGCUGACACUGUAUUUGAUAAGGAAACUCUUUUUGGAGAAUUAAGUAUUGAGAAUUGGAUUAUGCCUGCAGUUUAUGCUGGCCAUUUUUCUCAUGUAAUAUGGCUUCAUCCUACGUGGGCUCAGCAAAUCAGAGAGGGUAAACACCACUUUUUAGUAGGCAAAGAUACUUCUACCACAACAAUCAGGGUUACAAGUACAGAUCAUUACUUCCUAAGUGAUGGUCUUUAUGUAACUGAAGACCAGCUAGAGAAUCAAAAACCUUUACAAUUGGAUGUAAUUAUGGUAAAACCAUAUAAACUCUGUAACAGUCAAGAAGAAAAUGAUGCAGUGUCUUCUGCUAAGAAACCAAAGCUAGCACUGGAAGAUGCAGAAAACACUGCCUCUACUAACUAUGACUCUUAUUCAGAAGGAUUGGAAAAGGACACAGUGACACAGAGAAGCGUCCAGCCUUGCCUAGAACCUUCCCACUCAUGUUCUUCUGAAAGCCAGGAAUGCCAGACUACAGUCAGCACUGGAGAAAUUCUGGAAAUUUUGAAGAAAGGGAAUGCAUUUGUUUUAGAUAUUGACUUAGAUUUUUUUUCAGUCAAGAAUCCCUUCAAAGAAAUAUUCACUCAGGAGGAAUAUAAAAUCUUACAAGAGCUGUACCAAUUUAAAAAGCCUGACACCAACCUGACGGAGGAAGAUUUGGUAGAUUGUGUUGAUACUCGAAUUCACCAGUUAGAAGAUUUAGAAGCUACUUUUGCUGAUUUGUGUGAUAGUGAUGAUGAAGAAACUGUACAGAAAUGGGCUUCAAACCCUGGAAUGGAAUUACUGGUUCCACUUGUACAGAGUUUGAAAAAAAGGAUGGACGUGCCAGACUAUGAAAUGGUUCACCAGGCUGGUCUAACCUGUGAUUAUUCAGAACUUCCUCACCAUAUCAGCACAGAACAAGAAAUUGAUCAUCUUAUUCAGUCUGUGUAUUAUUUACUGAAAAAUUUGCCAAAGCCUACUCUUGUGACAAUUGCAAGGUCAAGUCUGGAUGAUUACUGUCCUUCUGAGCAAGUUGACACCAUUCAAGAAAAAGUCCUCAAUGUGCUACGCUCCCUCUACGGGACUCUGGACAUUCACCUGGUGUAUUCGGCAGAGUCUUCUCCAUCUUGAAACAGCCGAACACUAGGCUCCUAUUACAUCUCGAUGUAAUAACAGGGUUUUCAUUAACUUAUUUGUAAAUGUGUCUUCUAGAGAACACUUCGUUUUUCUGUUAACUUUGACUUAAAAUCUUUCGGGUACCGUCAGUUGCUGAGUGAUGGCAAUUUUGUGGGCAUGAAGUCUAUCCCUGUUGCUUAUCUUUCUCCUUUUCUGUAAUUGUCUCCGCUUUUGUCAGGGUGUUUUUUUGUUUGUGCUAUUGCAGAUGUCCCCGACCUUUUUUUUUCUUCUCCUGAGACGGUGUUUCUUUUCCCCUCUUUUCUCAUUUUUCUCCUAG